Messenger RNA from Pezoporus flaviventris, 1202 nucleotides. RefSeq names its product tropomyosin 4 (gene TPM4). Gene Ontology annotation, biological process: actin filament organization; muscle contraction. Bases 204 to 1058 code for a protein of 284 amino acids. The record is from RefSeq and is a predicted model, not a curated record. The transcript has 9 exons. Gene Ontology annotation, molecular function: actin filament binding. Gene Ontology annotation, cellular component: actin filament. Lineage: Eukaryota; Metazoa; Chordata; Aves; Psittaciformes; Psittacidae.
AAAGCUCAGAGAAGAGGCCAGUAGAUCUGGGCUUUGUCCAGGGGUCUCUGGGUUUAAAGCUGUCUACCAGCACUUGAGCUCAUUUUCCCUGUGACUGGCCUGGGUGCAGCUUCUUGCUCUGCCCAAGCUGUUAAACCCCUCAGGCUUUCCUUUUGGGAAUUAUUCUAGUGGCGUGACAGAGACAACCCUACCCUGCUGCCAGAAUGGAAGCUAUCAAGAAAAAGAUGCAGAUGUUGAAGUUAGACAAGGAGAAUGCCAUUGACAGAGCAGAACAGGCUGAAACAGAUAAGAAGGCAGCUGAGGACAAAUGCAAACAGGUAGAGGAUGAGCUGAUGGCUCUGCAGAAGAAGCUGAAAGGAACUGAAGAUGAACUGGAUAAGUACUCCGAGGCGCUCAAAGAUGCCCAGGAAAAACUAGAGCAGGCUGAGAAGAAGGCCACUGAUGCUGAAGGGGAGGUGGCAGCUCUGAACAGGCGUAUCCAGCUCGUGGAAGAGGAGCUGGAUCGUGCCCAGGAGCGGCUGGCCACAGCCUUGCAGAAACUGGAGGAGGCCGAGAAGGCAGCAGAUGAGAGCGAGCGAGGAAUGAAGGUUAUUGAGAACAGAGCAAUGAAAGAUGAAGAGAAAAUGGAAAUCCAGGAAAUGCAGCUGAAGGAGGCCAAGCACAUUGCUGAAGAGGCUGACCGCAAAUACGAAGAGGUUGCCCGUAAACUGGUUAUUUUGGAGGGUGAACUGGAAAGAGCUGAAGAGCGUGCAGAGGUGUCUGAAGUUAAGUGUAGUGACCUUGAAGAGGAGUUAAAGAAUGUCACCAACAACCUGAAGUCUUUGGAAGCUCAAUCUGAAAAGUACUCGGAAAAAGAAGAUAAAUACGAAGAAGAAAUCAAGAUUCUCUCUGACAAGCUUAAAGAAGCUGAAACUCGUGCUGAAUUUGCAGAGAGAACUGUUGCCAAACUGGAAAAGUCUAUUGAUGACCUGGAAGACGAGCUCUACGCUCAGAAGCUGAAGUACAAAGCCAUCAGCGAGGAGCUUGACCAUGCUCUCAACGACAUGACUUCUCUGUGACCUUCACCGGGGCCGGGCCGCUCUGCUCCCCACGUCUCUCAUGCUUUCCUUGCCUGUAAAACCUGUCCCUUCUGUGCAGCAGCCACAGGCGCCCCUUCUGCCUCCUCUGUAAGAACCGAGCUCAAUAAAACCGAGAUACCUCGA